AUGAGCUUUGGAUUUAGCGUCGGCGACUUCAUAACCGCAAUCGAGCUUGCGAACAAGAUCCGGAAGGAAUUCGUGGAUGCGCCGAGUCAAUUCAAGGCUGUCUCAGAUGAGAUCCGAGGUCUAUCGAUCGUCCUUCAAGAUGCCGACGUUGCCUUUCCAAAACAAGAGCUUAACACUGACCAGAAGAGAGACUUGGAAGUCAUUGACAAGGGUUGCCAAAAUGUUCUCGACGAGCUCCAACGAAUACUAGACAAAUAUAGCGAACUUGGUUCUGAAUAUGCGAGUGUUGGCAAGAGAAUCAAAAGAGUGUGGAAGAGGCUCAACUGGAAGCUGGAAGACAUCGACGAGCUUCGGAGUCGUAUUAGUACAAACAUUGGUUUCUUAGACGCGUUCAACGGACGACUUACUCGAGAUAAUGUGGUCAAGUUAGUGCGACAUCAGGAAGAUCAAGGACGUCAAACAGUGCUCGACUGGCUCGCCCCAGUUGACUAUGCCGCCCAACAGAGCGACUUCAUUAGUCGACGGGCGGUAGGUACUGGUCAGUGGCUUUUGGAAUCGGCAGAGUUCCAGGCAUGGGUAAAGACCGACCAGCAGGUAUUGUUCUGUCCAGGAAUUCCUGGAGCGGGAAAGACGAUUCUCACCUCAAUUGUUGUCGACUGUCUACACGCUAAAUUUCCGAAAGACACGAAUAUUGGCAUCGCAUAUCUAUACUGCAACUUCCGUCGACAAGACAAGCAGAAGGCCGAUGGACUUGUCGCAAGUUUGCUGAAGCAGCUAGCUCAAGGCCUAUAUCCUCUACCACAGAGUGUGAAAUCUCUUUAUGACAGCCAUAAGGAGAAGCGGACGCGGCCGACAUUCAAUGAAAUAUCAAGUGCUCUCUAG
This is a messenger RNA of Pseudogymnoascus destructans, 882 nucleotides long. RefSeq lists its product as uncharacterized. The record is from RefSeq and is a predicted model, not a curated record. The transcript has 2 exons. The coding region runs from base 1 to 882 and encodes 293 amino acids. Lineage: Eukaryota; Fungi; Ascomycota; Leotiomycetes; Thelebolales; Thelebolaceae.